AUGGCGGGCGGUGGGGCGCUGAGGGCGCUGCCCGCGCUGCUGCUGCUGCUGGCGGCGGGCGCGCUGGGCAAGCCCACGGUGCGGCAGGAGCGGGCCCGGCCCGGAGCCGCGCAGCACGAGGACCGGCCCGGCUUCCAGUACGACCACGAGGCCUUCCUAGGCAAGGAGGAGGCGCGGAGCUUCGACCAGCUCAGCCCGGAGGAGAGCCGAGAGCGCCUGGGGAAGAUUGUGGAUAGAAUAGACGACAACAAAGAUGGCUAUAUCACAACAGAGGAAUUAAAAACCUGGAUUAAACGAGUACAGAAACGCUACAUCUAUGAAAACGUGGCUAAAGUUUGGAAAGACUAUGAUCUAAACAAGGAUGAUAAAAUUGCCUGGGAAGAAUACAAACAAGCCACAUAUGGUUAUUAUCUAGAAAAUCCAGAAGAAUUCCAAGAUGCAACUGAUCAGCACAGUUUUAAGAAAAUGCUGCCCAGAGAUGAAAGGCGAUUCAAAACUGCAGAUCUGGAUGGAGACUUGGCUGCCACUCGUGAAGAAUUCACUGCUUUCCUUCACCCAGAGGAGUUUGAGCACAUGAAAAACAUUGUUGUCUUAGAAACCUUAGAAGACAUAGACAAAAAUGAGGAUGGUUUUGUGGAUCAGGAUGAGUACAUUGCUGAUAUGUUUGCAAAUGAAGAGGGUGGACCAGAGCCUGACUGGGUGAUUACAGAGCGUGAGCAGUUUUCAGAUUUUCGUGAUCUCAACAAGGAUGGAAAGAUGGACAAAGAUGAGAUCCAGCACUGGAUCCUCCCCCAAGACUAUGAUCAUGCACUAGCUGAAGCCAGACACUUAGUCUAUGAAUCUGAUGUAGACAAGGAUCAAAAACUAACAAAAGAAGAAGUUCUAGACAACUGGAAUAUGUUCGUUGGAAGUCAAGCUACUAAUUAUGGGGAAGACCUCACUAGAAACCAUGAUGAACUAUGAUACAAUGUACCAGCUGGUGUGCCACACAUCUUUUCUCCACUUUACUGAAAUCACCGUGUCCAUCCCUCUUAGAGGGAAGAUGGGCAAGGGACACUCACGAGGGAAUGACUUGCAUUAAUAUUAUUUUUAACAUGCCAGCUUAUUACCUCAGAAACCAUGUAGAAAUAGCUUUUUUACUCCUUUCACAUGGUUAAAUACAGUAUAUAAUUACUACAGUUUUAUUUUUGAAUAAAUAAGAAGGUAACUUUCCUGAAUAGGUUAGAGCCUGACAUGGAAAAGGCACUUCUAAAAACAUUGCAAAGAUCUUUAAUAGCCAAGUAUUUUCUUCCAGUACCCGCUUUUGCCAUAGUGAAAUGCACCUAGGAUUAGAGCCCUAAUGUUUAAACAGA
Sturnus vulgaris (Common starling) is the source of this 1352-nucleotide messenger RNA. It is a transcript of the gene RCN1, whose product is annotated as reticulocalbin 1. Gene Ontology annotation, cellular component: endoplasmic reticulum. NCBI's taxonomy places the organism in Eukaryota, Metazoa, Chordata, Aves, Passeriformes, Sturnidae. The record is from RefSeq and is a predicted model, not a curated record. Gene Ontology annotation, molecular function: calcium ion binding.